UACUUAUUUCACUCAUUUUUUUUGUAAUUUAUAAAUUUAACAAUAGGCAUCUAUUAAUGAGUAUUAUGAAAACAUGUUGAAGACGAUAUGAAACGCGAUUUGUAUGAUGAACGCGUCUGUCGCCGCCGGAGUGGGAUUGGUAUUCCUUUUACUGAUACUAUUUGUUAGAUGGAAAUGGAGAAAUAAUAAGCCACUUCCACACUACCAACCGUGUACACCAGUUCAAUUGGUACAUCGUCUGUGCCCCCACAACAACGUGGUGCAGAGCUUCGAGGUGGAACAAAAGGACAGUCUUGAUGAACAUCUUGAUGUACUUACAAGGAAGCUUGCCGAAAAGGAGGGACGGCUUCAUAUAUCAAAAUCAAAAAUUCGUGAAACCCAACUUGAAAUAGAAAACCUCCACGCCAUAGACAACGAUGUUAGGACAAGGUAUAGAGAGAUCAUGCAAUCACUUCGAAACGAUCUCCUUUCGAAUGAGAAAGAGUGCAAGAAGUUACAGGAAAAGAUCGAGUGGGUGUCGCGGAGACGCGCUGAGCUGAGAGAUGAGGUCCGUCGUGGUCAAAGAUUAUACGGCGAAGCAGCAGCUGAACUGGCUAGUAAUUUAACGGAACUUCAACGCGGUCGUUCUAUAGACUACAAAGUGAUAGACAAGCCCUACAAGCAAAGUUCUCUCACUUCUCUACGUCACAGGAAAGAGCCCAAUCUCCCUAAGGCGUCUCCGGUUAGCUCCUUACUUAUUAAAGGGUCACCGCUGUCCAAUGAAUCUUUUCGUAUUUCUGGCCGAUUCUAAUCUUCACAUUCUUUAUAAGCUAGUAUUUGUCAACUUUUGUUAAAACUAAAAUUUGAAAUUGUGUUUUCAUUUUAUAAUAAAGUAAAAUUAAAUAUUUUUUACUGUAA
Messenger RNA from Nymphalis io (European peacock), 897 nucleotides. RefSeq lists its product as uncharacterized. The record is from RefSeq and is a predicted model, not a curated record. NCBI's taxonomy places the organism in Eukaryota, Metazoa, Arthropoda, Insecta, Lepidoptera, Nymphalidae. Bases 104 to 790 code for a protein of 228 amino acids. The transcript is spliced from 4 exons.